AGCUCUUCAACAUGCGCCAUUGACAACAAACGUAGCGGAUACGGCGCGUCUGCUACUUUCGUUCAUUUUAUGCUAACUUGUUAGCACUUAGCAGCAUUAUUUUUUCUUCAGUAAAUAAACGACACAUUUCUAAACAAUGGAGACUAUUUUAGAGCAACAGCGUCGCUACCACGAAGAGAAAGAGAGGCUAAUGGAUGCCAAAACAAAAGAAAUGUUACACAAGAAGUCCACGCUGCGGGAACAAAUUAACUCUGACCAUCGAACAAGAGCGAUGCUGGAUAGGUAUAUGGAAGUGAGUGCAAAUCUCAGAGACUCCUACGAAGACAAAGAUGGAAUGAGGAGGGAUGAACUUGCUGCGAUCUCGGGACCAAAUGAGUUUGCAGAGUUCUACAAUAGACUGAAACAGAUAAAGGAGUUUCACAGGAAGCACCCAAAUGAGAUUUCCAUCCCCAUGUCUGCAGAGUUUGAGGAGCUGAUGAAAGCCAGAGACAACCCCAGUGAGGAGGCUCAGAACAUGGUGGAGUUCACUGAUGAGGAAGGAUACGGCCGCUACCUUGAUCUCCAUGACUGCUACCUGAAGUACAUCAACUUGAAAGGAGCUGAGAAACUGGAGUAUAUCACCUACCUGUCUUCGUUUGACCAGCUGUUCGACAUCCCCAAGGACAGGAAAAAUGCUGAAUACAAAAGAUAUUUGGAAAUGGUGCUGGAGUACCUGCAGGAGUACACAGACCGGGUCAAACCUCUGCUGGACCAGAACGAACUCUACGGAAAAGUACUGACAGACUUUGAGAAAAAAUGGGACAAUGGUACAUUUCCUGGCUGGCCUAAAGAGACAAGUAGUGCUUUGACACAUGCCGGAGCUCAUCUGGACCUCUCUGCCUUUUCUUCUUGGGAGGAGUUGGCCUCUUUGGGUCUGGACAGACUGAAGUCUGCUCUGAUGGCGUUAGGAUUGAAGUGUGGAGGAACUCUGGAGGAGAGAGCUCAGAGGCUCUUCAGCACUAAAGGCAAAUCCCUGGAAUUGCUGGACCCAUCACUGUUUGCCAAGAAUCCUAAAGCCAAAGGCCCUAAAAAAGAUACGGAGCGUAACAAGGAGAUUGCCUUCCUGGAAGCUCAAGUCUAUGAAUAUGUGGAGAUCCUCGGGGAGCAGAGGCAGCUGACUCAUGAGAACGUGCAGAGGAAGCAGGCCAGAACCGGAGAGGAGCGUGAAGAGGAGGAGGAAGAACAGCUCAGCGAGAGUGAGAGCGAAGAUGAAGACAACGAGAUCAUCUACAACCCUAAGAACUUGCCACUGGGCUGGGACGGCAAGCCAAUCCCAUACUGGCUCUAUAAACUCCAUGGGCUGAACAUCAACUACAACUGUGAAAUCUGUGGAAACUACACUUACAGAGGACCCAAAGCCUUCCAGAGACACUUUGCAGAGUGGAGGCAUGCCCACGGUAUGCGCUGUCUGGGAAUCCCCAACACCGCUCAUUUCGCCAAUGUCACACAGAUCGAGGAUGCCGUCUCUUUGUGGGCAAAGCUGAAGUCCCAGAAGGCAUCAGAGCGGUGGCAGCCAGACACAGAGGAAGAGUAUGAGGACUCCAGUGGAAAUGUCGUCAAUAAGAAGACCUACGAGGAUCUGAAGCGACAAGGCUUGUUGUAGGUGGAUGACGUGACCGAGCGACACAAAAAAUGAAAAAGGCGUAACAUUUAAGUAGCCUCCUUUAAAACUGAUUAUAUUUUUUAUCACACAUUUGCUCAUGUUUCUCUUUUUAUUUGUAAGUAGUAAUGUUUUACAGACUGUGUCUCUCCCUCCAUUUCUUCCUUUCAAAACUUUGUAAUGUGGCAACUAUUGAUCAUUAUAAUAAACAGAGUACUUUUGUCA
Messenger RNA from Acanthochromis polyacanthus (spiny chromis), 1864 nucleotides. RefSeq names its product splicing factor 3a, subunit 3 (gene sf3a3). Gene Ontology annotation, cellular component: spliceosomal complex; nucleus. Gene Ontology annotation, molecular function: zinc ion binding; RNA binding. Bases 137 to 1642 code for a protein of 501 amino acids. Gene Ontology annotation, biological process: mRNA splicing, via spliceosome. The transcript has 17 exons. NCBI's taxonomy places the organism in Eukaryota, Metazoa, Chordata, Actinopteri, Pomacentridae. The record is from RefSeq and is a predicted model, not a curated record.